CCAGUUUAAAUCUGGUUGUUUGCUAAGUUUUCCGUUAUGUAUCGACACAAAUGAGGUUUCUACCAUGAGUUAGGAGCUUUUAUGUUUAAGGUAAUUACGAUUUAAAGCUAAAACAUUCUUCUGGAAACGGCCACAAGGACUGGACUGAAAAUGAGAAACGUUGAGAAACAGCGAGAUAAGAAGCCGUUUUAGCGCUACGGGUCGUGACAGAGGAGGCGACCGGAAAACACGACUCCUAACGGGGAGGAGAGGCGGCCCUUGGACCCUGCGGGUCCCUGGGGAGCCGCUUCCUGGGACCCUGAGUUUAAUGAGUCUUUUAAUGGGACUGUCAUUAUCAGCGGGGUCUCCAUGGAAACGAAGCGUCACGACACGCGGAGGGGGACGCAGGUCGGUAUAAAAAGAGGAUGUUUGGAGACGGACUCCGAAACUCCGGAGACCUGCAGUCUGUUAGCCGAGCAGAGCCCACGAGACGAUCCACGAGAGUCCCUUAUAGCUGCUGCCAGCGCGAGACAUGCUGCACGAGGCCGAGCACCACCUCCACAACAUGAACAGAGAUCCAGAGUCCUGCAUCAGGAUGAAGCAAAGAGCGACUCCAUAUGAGAGGAGCCUCAGUGAUGGUUCCCCUCCUGGAACUGUCCGUCGGAUCUUCACCAACAGCCGGGAGAGAUGGCGGCAGCAGAACGUUAACGGGGCGUUUGCCGACCUGAGACGCCUCAUCCCCACCCACCCUCCUGACAGGAAGCUCAGUAAGAACGAGAUCCUGCGCCUCGCGCUCAGAUACAUCAACUUCCUGGACCGGCUCCUGUUAGACCAGGACCUGAGAGGGGCCCCCCAGAGCCGGGACGGGAGCCUGGUGGAGGAGGAUGAGGAGGUGCCGUCACCAAGCUCCAGCUGGCACAGUUCAGAGGAGGGAGACUCUGACGGUCUGACGGAGGUGCAGCUGCAGCUCCUCCACCUGCAGACCAGGUACAUCUGGGGCCAGGAGGAGGGGCCACACUGACCUACCUGCAGCUCCUUCUGGGAGGAAAAAGCUCCUGAGGUGGAAACUGAUGUUGGAGAUGCUUUCCACGUGAUGUAGAUCCAGAUUUAUUUAGUUUUAUUCAAAACCUUGUUCUCUCAGUCAGCUGAUCCAGAAUCAACCCAGAGAGAAAAGGAAACCCGAGACUCCGUCGUAAUAUUUGGGUUUUCUACCCUUGAACAACGCGAACUGUUUGAGGAAAUAAAGGAUCUC
Molecule: messenger RNA, 1231 nt
Organism: Melanotaenia boesemani (Boeseman's rainbowfish)
Lineage: Eukaryota; Metazoa; Chordata; Actinopteri; Atheriniformes; Melanotaeniidae
Product: T-cell acute lymphocytic leukemia protein 2-like
Exons: 3
Coding region: 512-1000 (162 amino acids)
Biological process (GO): regulation of transcription by RNA polymerase II
Molecular function (GO): DNA-binding transcription factor activity, RNA polymerase II-specific; protein dimerization activity; RNA polymerase II cis-regulatory region sequence-specific DNA binding
Source: RefSeq, a predicted model, not a curated record